Messenger RNA from Prorocentrum cordatum, 1232 nucleotides. The record is from the annotation of a GenBank genome assembly. NCBI's taxonomy places the organism in Eukaryota, Dinophyceae, Prorocentrales, Prorocentraceae.
CUUUUGCUCACUGCCCCCCCCAACUUCCUUCUCACCCGCAGGGUGGUCUCGUAUAGGCAUAUCAUAGAAUCUGCAACCCUGUUGGCUGAAGCCGCUUCGGCUUAACCACACCCAAAUUGCACACGCACACACAUUACCCACCUGCAGGCCGCAAUGGCCCCCCUCGCACGCCCGGCCUUCCUCUCCGGCCUCGUGCUCCCGGGCGCCUGGGCGCUGGGCCUGGCCGCGGAGCAGGGGGCCUCGAGCUCCGCCGCGGAGCGCCUCGCCGCCGCGGAGCGCCUCGCCGCGGAGCACCUCAGCGCGGAGCAGGGCGCCGCGGCGCUGCGCCUGAAGGCGGGCUCGGCGGGGCGCGCGGGCGUCCUGCAGACGCCCGAGGAGCUGGGCUUCUCCGGCGACGCCGGCGAGACCGAGAGCGACGGCAAGGCCCAGUUCGGGGAGAACUUCUGCCUGGACAUCGGCGCCAAGGGCUUCCCGAUCCCGGCGCAGAAGAUGCUCCAGGCGGUCGACUGGGACGCGGCGGCGUACUUCGCGCAGCUGCAGGGGGCAGGGUACGCCGAGGACGCCCUGCAGAUGACUGGCCCAGACGCAGCCAUGCUCAAGUCGGACUGCAUGAAGGAGCGCGGUCACGGGAAAAUCAAGCACAUUUUUGUGGGCGACUCGCAGAUGAUGUCCCUCCGUAAUGCGUUCCACCGCCUCAACAAGUGCCCUGAGAUCUGGUGGUCCAAGAACGACACGCGUUUCGUUGAUGACAUGAUGAUGGCAGUGCGGAGGAACGAGAAAGACGGACCAAAAAUGAAGAGCAGGGCCCGCUUUCACUCUCACGUCCAACAGACCCCGAAUGUGACGGAGUUGCCUCACGGCUGCACGGAGGGGGGCAUUGCAUCUUUCAUCCACUGGGACGGUUGGGUCAGCCACCAGUUGCCCGUGAAAGAGAUCAAGAAGGAGAUGGAUUUGCUUGGCGUGGAUCCUUCAGAGGGGGACACGAUUGUCGUCUGGGUUGGCUCGAACUUCAUCCCAGCAAGCCACAGGAUGUCCGCCUUGCUGGAGUCCAUCAACAAGCUUCACGAGCUGAAGGUCAAGAUGGUGUGGGACUCACCGACCUUCCAGGACGAGGUCAUCAUGGCCGCCACGACGACCUACGACGGUGGUCGCGACCCGCGCACCAACAUCCCCAUCGCUUUCAACUCCAUCCUUCAACGGAAGCUCAAAGGGCGUCUGGGGUCGAACCAGUA